GUUCAAAGAGUCAGGCCCCGCCCCCGCAGGCCCCGAGCCCGCUUUGAAGUGCUGAUGUGGCCUGGAAGGGGCCACUUCACACCUCGGGCCGGGGAUAAAGCGGCCCCGGGCCCUGGACGCAGCGUCUGGUCUCGGCUGCCAUGGCCCAGCCCCUGUGCCCGCUGCGCUCCGAGUCCUGGCUUCUGUCCCCGGGCUGGGGGCCGCCACCUCCCGGCGACAAGGCCAGCGGCUGCUCCCCAGCCUCGUCCCCGGACCCGUGGGACAGCGGUCCAGCCGCCCGCGCCCCGACGGCGGGGAGACGCGGCAGCCGCCUGGGCAGCCGGCAGCGGCAGAGCGCCAGCGAGCGCGAGAAACUGCGCAUGCGCACGCUCGCCCGCGCCCUGCACGAGCUGCGCCGCUUCCUGCCGCCCGCCGUGGCGCCCGCCGGCCAGCGCCUCACCAAGAUCGAGACGCUGCGCCUGGCCAUCCGCUACAUCGGCCACCUGUCGGCCGUGCUGGGCCUCAGCGACGACGGUCUGCAGCGCCGCCGGCGACGUGCGGACGCCGCGUCCCCUCGGGGCUGCUGCUGCUGCCCGCUCUGCCCCGACGGCGGCCCUGGUGGUGGCCCUGGUAGUGGCGGUCCCAGCCUGGGCUCGGCCAUCUGCCACGGGGCCACCUGGGAGUCCCCACCCACCCGACCCAGACCCCGAGCCGCGCCCGAGCCUUGCGAUCUGCCCGUGCUUAAUGCCGAGUGUCCAGCGGAGCCGAGCCCCUCGUCGCCGCCCUUUCCCUGCGAAAUGCUGGCCCUGCUGGAGAACUGGAUGCCCCUCUCGCCCCAGGAGUGGCCGCCGGCCUGAGGAGUCAGUGACAGCGGACGACUGGCGCCCUGUGUGAGCACCGAGACUGCUGGCCUCAGCACCUUGGAGGCGGAUUCCCUGCCCUGGAAGGACCACCAGCUAUUCUGAUGGCAUGGCCUCGUCCAGGAAGGCCUCCCCAGCCCCACCGCUGCCACUGCUGUGGAAGGAGGGACCUGGGGGCAGGGCUUUGCAGCCUGCGGGAGGCUCUACCUGCUGUGUAUUUAUUUAUUUGUGAAUAAACUAUUUGAGCUGGUGUCCCUCUGCCUGUACACACGGCUCCCAACCUCCCUGCCAAACAUGGAGUGUCAAGAGGGGCUCUUGUCAUCUUCAGCCCCCAAACACA
Molecule: messenger RNA, 1179 nt
Organism: Castor canadensis (American beaver)
Lineage: Eukaryota; Metazoa; Chordata; Mammalia; Rodentia; Castoridae
Gene: Mesp1
Product: mesoderm posterior bHLH transcription factor 1
Biological process (GO): regulation of transcription by RNA polymerase II; somite rostral/caudal axis specification; mesoderm formation
Cellular component (GO): nucleus
Molecular function (GO): protein dimerization activity; RNA polymerase II cis-regulatory region sequence-specific DNA binding; DNA-binding transcription factor activity, RNA polymerase II-specific
Source: RefSeq, a predicted model, not a curated record